Messenger RNA from Saccostrea echinata, 849 nucleotides. RefSeq names its product fibrinogen-like protein A. The record is from RefSeq and is a predicted model, not a curated record. The coding region runs from base 1 to 849 and encodes 282 amino acids. The transcript has 6 exons. NCBI's taxonomy places the organism in Eukaryota, Metazoa, Mollusca, Bivalvia, Ostreida, Ostreidae.
AUGGAUUGGAUACGAGAAGAAAAGACAUGCCGGCUAAACACAAGAUUUGGCAUCAAGAGUGACAAUAGUCCAGUGACUAAAGACCACAUCUUUCAUGUCGAACGGGAAAGUUUUCCAACGCACUUGGCGGGAAAUUGUCUGAACCAUUCCUGCACUGAGGAUGAAAUCUGUAUUGCUGGUAAAUGUGUUCCGGCUUUAGAAGAAAAAAUUUAUAAAGACUGUUCAGAUAUUGUAAAAAGAGACCCAAGCAAGAAAGGACAAAAUGGGGUGUAUGUUAUUUACCCUGACACCAGGAGAGAGGUCUUCUGUGACAUGACGACAGAUGAAGGAGGGUGGACGGUCAUUCAGAAACGCCAGGAUGGUGACGUCGAUUUCUACAGGAAAUGGAAAAAGUAUAAACACGGAUUUGGGAAUGCAACUAAAAACUAUUGGAUAGGGAAUGAUGCAAUCCACGCCUUAACAAGGGAUAAAAACCAAGAACUCCGAAUUGAUCUCCAGAGUUAUAACGGAGAGCAGGUCUAUGCUGUGUAUACCACAUUUUACAUCGGAGAUGAAAACAAUAAAUAUACCCUUACAGUAUCUGGGUAUAGCGGAACAGCGGGUAACAGUUUAAAGUAUCACAAUGGUAUGAAGUUCAGUACAAAGGAUCAGGACAACGACAAAUGGGGUAUCGUUGACUGUGCUAAAGCACGACACGGAGGGUGGUGGUACAGGGCCUGUGACCGCUCAAACCUGAACGGAGAGUACGCCACAUCUGCUGAGAUUGGUGAAGAAUACCCGGUAUGGGAUUACUGGAGGGGUAAAGAAGCGUUACAAAAGACUGUGAUGAUGAUUAGAUACAAAAACUAG